AUGGGUAAAGACAUUCUGGAGCAGAAAAGCAUAAAAUGUGUUUCAUUAAAAAGAAUGCCAUUAGAGAGUUUGCCUCACAAAGACGUAGGUGAUUACAUAGAGGCGCAGCAGAUCAAUCGUUUACCCCGUCGAUUUCCUCGGUGGGACGAAGGCAGGACGGAACCGGCGCUCCGAGCGGCAAUCACGCGGAGGGAACUGUAUCAGGCCAAAAAGAACUUGCAGGAUGUGCGAAAAGCUGGCGUCAAAGCGCGAGCUGUCCUCCAAGUCCAAAUAGAUAAAUUAGUAGCACAAGAAAAAGAUUUAGGAAGGAACUUCAUAAAAUUUAAUCGAUUUAUAAGAGAAAAUGCUGAUAAACGCCAACGUGCUGAGAGAAAGAUAGCAGAAUCAAGAGUUAUAAACAAUCAUUUGAAAAGUGAAAUCAAUGAAUUGAGUGAACAGAACAUGUUAGCAUUAAAUAAGACCGUGGAAAGCGUCUCUCGCAUUCAAGCCGAAAAAAACGCCUUGAUCGGCCAGAUGAAAUACGAAUUGCGUAUGAAGGACGAGAGACAUGGAGAAGUGACUCGUUUUAAAAAUCAUUGGGAAUCAGCUAUUGUAAAAAUUUCAAACAUGGCUUAUGAUAAACUUGCUGAAAUAUUUUGUGUCAGAUUCAGCUCUUGGGAUCUAUAUCAACAACUUGCUGUUAGACGACAGUUGCCGAUUACAUUAGGAGAAUUCGAUCAAGAAGGUCAUUUUACAUUUAUCAAAGAAUCAAUACUUGAGUUGAGAAAGUGCGUAGAAGAAUCUAAAAAAAUUAUGAAAGAAGCAGAAGAGGACGACAAUGAUUUAUAUAACGACUGA
This is a messenger RNA of Ctenocephalides felis (cat flea), 837 nucleotides long. RefSeq lists its product as uncharacterized. The record is from RefSeq and is a predicted model, not a curated record. The coding region runs from base 1 to 837 and encodes 278 amino acids. Lineage: Eukaryota; Metazoa; Arthropoda; Insecta; Siphonaptera; Pulicidae. The transcript has 5 exons.